AUCGGAUCGAGUUUUCUUCCAUUCAUCCCUAUGUUUUCUAUCAUUCAUCGCCUGUAGAUUCAUCCAAAUAUGUUGCGAGUAUAAUUUUCCAGACAUGGCGUCGUUUGAUGAGAGCUACGGGACGGCGGAAGGCGAUGGGGUCCACCUUCCCUCACACCCCUUCGACGACGACGACGCAUACAUUGGCUACGAUCCUCGAAAUCCGUCGGAACAGUACGAAUUCGACGGUCCCUCAAACGACGGCGGCGUCCCUCCUCCGCCACCGCCUCCUUCGCACGAUUACUUCGGCGGCGGCGUUAGCAAUGACGGCGGCGUGCAGUCGCCUGAGGCUUAUGGGUUUGCAUCCUCCGUAGAUCAGGAUUAUACGCGUUCGCCGUUUGAAGGCUCGCGGCCGCAGGAUUCUCCCAGGUCCGAUGUCCAAUCGAAGCCUCGCGACUCGGAGGGGCUCUUCAGCUCUGGCGGUAGCGGCGGCGGCGGGCCUCUGCUUCCGGAGCCUAGCCAGAUGGUGGAGGAAGGUGCCGCGUUUCGCGAGUGGCGCCGUCAAAAUGCUAUAUAUCUUGAGGAGAAAGAAAACAAGGAGAAGGAAAUGCGAAAUCAGAUUAUCCAAGAAGCCAAUGAAUACAUCCGAGCAUUUUAUGAAAAAAGGACCCAAAAUUGUGAGACCAACAAGGCUCAAAAUCGAGAAAGAGAGAAGUUGUACCUGGCCAACCAAGAGAAGUUCCACAAAGAAGCGGAUAAACACUACUGGAAGGUAAUUGCGGAGCUAGUACCUCGCGAGGUUGCCAAUAUUGAGAAAAGGGGAAGAAAGAAGGAAGAGGAAAGGAAACCCGGAAUCACAGUCAUUCAAGGUCCAAAACCAGGGAAACCAGCGGACCUAUCAAGAAUGCGUCAAGUUCUUCAGAAGCUGAAGGUGAAGCCCCCACCACAUAUGAUGCCUCCCCCUCCCACAAAGGACUCGAAGGAUGGUGGCAAGGAAACAAAGGACCCAAAAGGUGAGGGUAAGGAAGCUAAGGGGGGUAGCAAUGAGGCAAAAGACAUGAAAAAGGAUGAGAAGAAGGAUUCUACACCAAAGACAGGUAAAGAUGUUACACAUGGAGACGAGCCGGUUUCGUCUAGUAAGGAUGAUGGAACUGGUGCAAUAACUGAAUCCCCUAAAACCGAUAUACCACCUGGUUCAGGUGAAGGUGAAAAGGAAAUGGUCACUGAUUCUUCAGCCUCUUCUGCAUAGGCAGGCAGAGUGAUAUUUUUUUGUUUCUUUAAAAAUACCUUUUUUAGACACUCAACUAUUAUCUUCUCUUUGAAGUAUUUCAUUCAUUCUUUGUUCCUAGCAUUACAAGUAGCUAGGUUGAGAAAUAAGAUCUUUGCAAUUGCUUUUUCAGUUUGUAAGAGACUAUCAAUUUGUUUGAAUGGAGAGGGAUAAAGUUAGGGAGACAUA
Messenger RNA from Cuscuta campestris, 1435 nucleotides. Lineage: Eukaryota; Viridiplantae; Streptophyta; Magnoliopsida; Solanales; Convolvulaceae. The record is from the annotation of a GenBank genome assembly.